Syngnathus typhle (broad-nosed pipefish) is the source of this 5335-nucleotide messenger RNA. It is a transcript of the gene bcorl1, whose product is annotated as BCL6 corepressor-like 1. The record is from RefSeq and is a predicted model, not a curated record. Bases 319 to 4623 code for a protein of 1434 amino acids. Lineage: Eukaryota; Metazoa; Chordata; Actinopteri; Syngnathiformes; Syngnathidae. The transcript is spliced from 12 exons. Gene Ontology annotation, molecular function: protein binding; transcription corepressor activity. Gene Ontology annotation, biological process: negative regulation of transcription by RNA polymerase II. Gene Ontology annotation, cellular component: nucleus.
AUCUCCAGCUGCUGCAGACCCAAAGCUCGGGCAAUAAGCGAAGAUCGCGAGGACAAGCAACAACAAUAACAACAAAAACAUUUUCGGAGGAAAUACCACCUCUUUUUAUCCUUAGCAGAGAAGCAACCUCAGCGGGACCCCCGGCUCAUCACCCCCACCUUCCCCUCGCUCUACACAGACGGAAGGCUCGCUUGUUGCGCCGUGCACACGCAGGCUUUGCGGCUGCACACAGCUCGAAGCGCCAAGCCUGUAUUGUAUUUAAAGAAAAUCUGACUGACACAGCGACCCUUUGAAGCAUGUUGUGCUAAAGAAACACCUAUGCAGGUGGAUUCUUCACUAAUGAAUGUAGGGGAUGGAGGCACGGUGAGCAGAGAGAUCAAUGCUCCAAAUAACGCGUCCAUGAGCAUGGUGGGAAAUCCUCCCCAAACGCUGCCCCUCGAGUUUCGAGGCGACGUUACCCUCGGUCAGCAAAACAAGACCACUCCGACAACAGACUGUAAGACAGCGAGAGCCUGCGAGGACACCAGUAAUUACAACCACAGCCCGGAGCUUUCUCCACCCCGGCAGCUCAACAAUGAACCAAUGUCGAGCUCAGCCCCCGCCGGCGCUGAGAAGAGGACAGACAAAAGAGCGGUAGAGGCCGCUAAAAUCAAGGCCGACGGCGCGGGGGCCUUCCCCGCUCCUCAGCGAUCGAGUGGCAUAAAAGUCAGCCGGGAGGACUCGGCCAAUCCCUGUCACAGCAAGAAAUCACAUACGCAAACACCAUCUGCUCCACCUGGUUUCCAGUGCUCCUUGUUCAAACCAGCCCAGCCAGUUGCCUUCCUGCCUUCCACUGAAUUCUCCUCCCCCCUUUGCAAAAUCACUCUCCCACCAGCAUUGGGCCAAAUCGCGGCUCUGAGAGAAGCCACCGCCAGCCAGGUUCCAAAAGACAUCCAACCUCAAACCUCAGGUGUAGCAGGGACGCCCCUCAUGCGGCCCUAUCACUAUCCCUUCUCCGUGGCCCGGACUCCGGCUUCCGAGAAAAAAGCCUCUAAACUUAAGGCCAACCACUCGUCCAGCAAGAACGCCAAAUCUGUCGGGGAGCAUAAGUCCCUGGCCUCCGUGGUGGCCUCGCCGGCCAUCGCCCUCCCACUGCAGCACCCGUUGCUGAAAUCCUCGCCACCGACCCACUACACGUUGUCGCCCACUGCUGCCAUUUGCUGCGGCUCUGCACUGGCCAGCAUUGCCUCGCAGAGUCGACUUCUUAACCACGUGGAAAAGAGCCUCAGCUUAGACAAGAGCCUCGUGGGCACUCUGAAAACAGAAGAGCAUCGAGUAGCGGGCUCGCAGGAGCCGAGGGACCUACCCCUGGAUUUGUCAGCCAAAUCAAAACGUCCAAAAUGCACAAAUGACCCUCCGGUUUCGACAAAGGAGCCUCAAAAGAGCGAGUCAAAUAAAACAGACUUUGUGAACUCAAAGAGGACGCAUAGCGCAGCUGGAAAACACCCCAUAUUACCCAAUACACACCGAAACGGAUCCCAUCAAAAGCAAUCCAUCCGGCCACAGAAUCAACAGGUCUCUGAUCUCAAGACGGCAUGGAGCAAGGAACCUUCGCAAGAGCCCAUUAAAAAUAUCCCAGGAACAUACGUAGGUGUAGCAAGUCCCAUACUGGCCUCUACGCUUCGAGGCAAAGAUGGAAAAAGGACUUUUGCAGAUGAGUUCCAGAGUUUCGCUAAGCAGGAGUUUAUAUCCAUUAUCGACCAAGGAGAACAAGUGACCUCGGGAGGAAAGAAGCCCACCCCGCUGAAGCAGAGUGUCAAGCACGCUAAAAACACGAGCCCAGCCAUCACCAAGAACUGUCCGGCCAAAGGGGCCCUCAUGACGGCCCUGUCAAGCGCCACCAACACGCAUCUUAGGCCUGGCAAAGCAACGGGUCCUUACUCGGCCUGGCAACAGCCCUCUCAUCCUCCCCACCAAGCAUCCGCGGCUCAGAGAAAAAUCUCACCAGGUUCACCAACACCCAAAGGGAAUGUGGAAAGUUCCAAGUUUCAGAGUCCAUCCGUUCCUGCGGAGAAUUCCUGGGAGAAACCGUCUCCGCUCUCCAACCUCGCGUCUAUCGUGAAGCAGCAAGACGUUGAAACAAGUGCACCGGCAAGUGAUGCUCAUGCUGUGUCAAGAAAAGACAAUGUUCUGACUCUUCUCAAAGAGACCCUGCCUAAACAGUCCUCUCCAUAUGAACCCCCAGCAUACUGGUCCACCGAAAAGCGGCCUGGAGCCUUGUCUCAAGGGGGCUUAACUCCAUCCAGAAAGAAGCUGGAAAGGUUGAAGCCCUCUGAGAUCUCGGAGAAUAACGCAGCGCACCGCAGCCAUCAGUUAGAACACAAACAUGCUUUGUCCAAGCCCUUUGGACUGUCUCAUAGCCUCAGAAGCAACGCAUCAACAAAUGGCAACAGGCUGGAGAGCAAACUAGCCCAGGUGUUAGAGGGGGAAGUCCUGAAAAAAGACAGCAAAGAGUCAGAUGGUCCCCCGGAUGAAAAUCUGGGAGGUUUAGUUGCGUCCAUUCUGUCGGGCCGAGGUGGCGAGAAAAAAACAAAUGGAACCAAAGAGGAGUCGCCAACCAAAGCUGUUAAACAAAAGAAAGUUAGUCCCAAGAAGCUCUCAAAGGAGAAGUCGUUGGCAGAGUCGCCAAAGAAGACGGCAGGAGAGAAGGAAAAAGACGCGACACUCGUUUCCCGAAAGCAAACAAAACAAAAAACAUCCGAAUUGGAGCAACGACUUUGCCCACAGAGUAAAGAGCAGACAAAGACGAAGAAAGACGACGGACUCCACAACAAAACCGUUACAGAUGGUGGCAGCAGGCCCGACGGUGAAGAGACCCGUGUCUUGAAGUCCGCUGCGGCCACCAAGGAGGGCUCGGCUAAGGACGCCUCCUUCUCGAGGUUGAGGAGAGGACGGCGGCGUGCAGACGAGGCCAGACUGGACCUCUGGGGCUUUGCGACACCUUCCCCCCCUCCGCCGCCCCCGCCACCCCCUCAAAGGGCCCCUUCCCCCUCACCCCCACAGACGCCGGCCCGCCGUCCGAGAGGUAGGCCUCGCUCCAACCGACUGUUGGAGCGGGACGUCCGGGACAAGGGCAAGGCAGGCGAUGCGGAAGACGAUGCUCCAACACAUAAAAAGAGGAGGCACUGCCGUAACAGAAAGUACCAGACAGGGGACUACAUCACAGAGAAGGACAAAGUGGAAGAAGAAGAGCACCUUGAUGAGUCAGACGGUGGAGUGACAGCUGAUUCGCAGAAGACUCAAAGUCCUGCCGCUUCCAGUCCAGAGCCGCCAUCACGAAGACCCUCCUUCACACGUUCGGGCUCGCUCCGCUAUCAGGCUCGGGACACAUCGCCCGAGUCCAAUGACAAGCCUUCUGGGAAGAGGAAGUUCAAAAGCAAACACUUGUGUGAGAGCGAUGAGCAAAAGACGAAGACCAAGCGUGGCAGCUUGGGCAAACGUGGCGUCCCCGCAGCUCUGGAUGAGGACGCAAUCACAGAGAACAGCAGCCCCCCGCCCCUCUCCAAGAGUGUGCCCUCGUCUCCGUCUGGCAAAAGGAGCUCGUCAGGGAAAAACAGCAGCCCGGAGACUCCUGCCAAACGUCCAAUUCCUCCGGAGGUGCGACGGCUGAUCGUCAAUAAAAACGCUGGGGAAACGUUGCUGCAACGCGCCGCCCGUUUAGGCUAUCAGGAAGUGGUGCAGUACUGUCUAGACAAAGACAUCAGGGAAGUGAAUCGGCGAGACAAUGCGGGCUACACGGCCCUCCACGAGGCGUCCUCUCGCGGCUGGACUCAGAUUGUACAGAUGUUGCUCAAACAUGGUGCUGAUGUUAACUGCAGUGCUCAGGAUGGAACACGGCCACUUCAUGACGCGGUGGCUAGCGACAACCUUCCCAUCGUCUGGCUGCUCCUGAACCACGGCGCAGACCCGACUCUGGCCACCUACUCGGGACACACGCCGGUCAAACUGGCACACAGCACCACCAUGAAGACCUUCCUCACGGAGUAUUUCACCGACCUGGAAGGGCGCGGUGAGCAGGAUCCCACCUUGUACUGGGACUUCUACAGCAGCUCCUUGUUCGAGACAGGUGAAGAGCCCUGCUGGGAUUUUUUGCUGUCGGAGAAGAGCCAGGAGUCUGCGGAGGGCGAGAGCGUGAAUGCCGACGAGGAAACUAACAAAGACAGCCUGGUGUUCGAGUUCUCCUCAGAGCCCCUUUUGCCCUGCUACCAUGUGCAGGUGUCUGUAACACAGGGCUUUUGCAACUGGUUCCUGCUGUCAGACGUGCUGAAGCGUCUGAAGAUGUCUGCGCGGAUCUUCUGUUCCCGCCACCCUCACUUGGAAGUGGCCAGCCUGCCUCGCACCGAGCUCAGCCGGCAAGUUCUCGUCAGUCAGGUGGGCUUGCCUCCAGAUUCCCCCAGCAAGGACAAAGAGGAGGAGGAUGAGGAGGACAUGGAUGAGGAGGGGGGAAACGAGGAGGAGGAUGGGCUGGUGGAUUUGGUGCGGUGCGUUCCAGACCUUCAGAGACUGCUGGGCUCCUCCAUUCACAUCCUACAAGAUGAUGGCGAGGAGGAGGAGGAGGAAGAGGAGAGGCCGCAAGGUCGGUAGCCCCCCGCAAAGGACGAACUCGAACACCUCCGUCCAAGCACUCACUUUUCAGGUUCCUAACUUGCCUCCACUCGAGGCUUUUCAAGAGAAGUUGGUGGUCCGCGGAGACAAGACCGCCGCACAAUAGUCAGACAUUGUUCCCCCGCCCCCCUUUCCCAAAUGCCUUUACUCCCCUCUCCUCUUCCUCAUUCUCUCUGUGGUGGAUGGACCUCAAAGCUGCAAUGACACAGCCCCCCAACCUUCCCUCGCGGAAUCACUUUUUUUUUGGGACUUUUCAGGGGCGGACACGUGCGGCCGUGUCCUUUGCAUCCGUUGACACCUCGUUUUGUCGUGCUUUAUUUAAUAUUCCUUAAUAUAUUUGACCUCUUGUGUAUGUAUGAAAAGUUGCUUUGUAUGGUCGGUGCUUCACGUGCUUAUUAGGAUCCCUUUAUUCCACCUGACCUUGGUUUGAGAACAGUAUUUGAGCAAGCGAAAGUACAGUUUUAUUGUACUGGUGCUAUAAUAGAUUUUUUUUUUUGUGUGUGUAUUGACAAUCAAGGAAGUUUUGGUUUGGAGUCACAAACUUAAUAAAAAAAACUAAAAGAAAAAAUAUAUUUAAGAGGCGUAAAGGUGGAGUUGUGUUGAAUGGGGGAAAAACAAAGAGUGUGUUAUGAGAGACUUUAAUUUGAUUCUUUUAUAAGGAAUUAAAAAUAAAGCAUGGUUAUAAAUCAUA